Molecule: messenger RNA, 579 nt
Organism: Neomonachus schauinslandi (Hawaiian monk seal)
Lineage: Eukaryota; Metazoa; Chordata; Mammalia; Carnivora; Phocidae
Product: cytochrome P450 3A12-like
Exons: 7
Coding region: 1-579 (192 amino acids)
Biological process (GO): oxidative demethylation; steroid metabolic process
Molecular function (GO): testosterone 6-beta-hydroxylase activity; heme binding; iron ion binding
Source: RefSeq, a predicted model, not a curated record
AUGGUGUUGGAGUCUUUUGGUCCAGUGGGAUUUAUGAAAAGUGCAAUCUCUUUGUCUGAGGAUGAAGAAUGGAAGAGAAUGCGAACAUUGCUGUCUCCAACCUUCACUAGCGGAAAGCUCAAGGAGAUGUUCUCCAUCAUUGGCCAGUAUGGAGAUGUGUUGGUGAGGAACCUGAGGAAGGAGGCAGAGAAAGGCAAGACCAUCAUCUUGAAAGACAUCUUUGGGGCCUACAGCAUGGAUGUGAUUACCAGCACAUCGUUUGGAGUGAACAUUGAUUCCCUCAACAACCCACAGGAUCCCUUUGUGGAAAAUACUAAGAAGCUCUUAAAAUUUGAUUUCCUUGAUCCAUUUUUCUUCUCAAUAUUACUAUUUCCAUUCCUUAUCCCAGUUUUUGAAAUAUUAAAUAUCUGGCUAUUUCCAAAACGUGUUACUGAUUUUUUCACAAAAUCUGUAAAAAGGAUGAAGGAAAGUCGCCUCAAAGAUAAACAAAAGCACCGAGUGGAUUUUCUUCAGCUGAUGAUUAACUCCCAGAAUUCCAAAGAAAUAGACACCCAUAAAGAAGUAGCUAGUGCAGGAUGA